Molecule: messenger RNA, 3865 nt
Organism: Myotis myotis
Lineage: Eukaryota; Metazoa; Chordata; Mammalia; Chiroptera; Vespertilionidae
Gene: PKP1
Product: plakophilin 1
Exons: 14
Coding region: 179-2353 (724 amino acids)
Biological process (GO): cell-cell adhesion; intermediate filament bundle assembly; cell-cell junction assembly
Cellular component (GO): plasma membrane; cytoplasm; adherens junction
Molecular function (GO): cadherin binding
Source: RefSeq, a predicted model, not a curated record
GCGCCAGGAGCAGCCGGAGCAGCCGCGCGCACGCACCGCACCAAGUCUAUGGGCCCCGGGAGCCGCUGAGCGCCCUCAGCCCUCCGCCGCCCCGCGCGCCUCCCGCCCGCACCUCGCGCCUCCCGCCUCCCGCCUCCCGCACGCCCGGCCCGGCCCGGCCCGCGCCCCCGCCGCCGCCAUGAACCACUCGCCGCUCAAGACCGCGCUGGCCUACGAGUGCUUCCCCAACCAGGACCACUCGACGCUGGCGCUGCCCUCGGACCAGAAGAUGAAGACGGGCACGUCGGGCAAGCAGCGCGUGCAGGAGCAGGUGAUGAUGACGGUCCGGCGGCAGAAGUCCAAGUCCUCGCAGUCGUCCACGCUGACCCACUCCAACCGAGGUUCCAUGUAUGACGGCCUGGCUGACAAUUACAACUACGGCACCGCCAACCGAAGCUACUACUCCAAGCUGCAGGCGGGCAGCGGCUCAUGGGGCUACCCGCUCUACAAUGGGACCCUCAAGCGGGAAGCCGACAACCGGCGCUUCAGCUCCUACAGCCAGAUGGAGAACUGGGGCCGCCACUACCCCCGGGGCGCCUGCCACACGGGCGCGGGCAGCGACAUCUGCUUCCUGCAGAAGAUCAAGGCCAGCCGCAGCGAGCCCGACCUCUACUGCGACCCGCGGGGCACCCUGCGCAAGGGCACGCUGGGCGCCAAGGGCCACAAGACGGCCCAGAGCCGCUACAGCUUCUACAGCACCUGCAGCGGCCAGAAGCCCGCCAAGAAGUGCCCGGUGCGCCCGCCCUCCUGCGCCUCCAAGCAGGACCCGGUGUGCGUCCCGCCCAUCUCCUGCAACAAGGACAUGUCCUUCGGCCACUCGCGGGCCAGCUCCAAGAUCUGCAGUGAGGACAUCGAGUGCAGCGGGCUGACCAUCCCCAAGGCCGUGCAGUACCUGUGCUCCCAGGAUGAGAAGUACCAGGCCAUCGGGGCCUACUACAUCCAGCACACCUGCUUCCAGGAUGAGUCGGCCAAGCAGCAGGUCUAUCAGCUGAGCGGCAUCAGCAAGCUGGUGGACCUCCUCCGCAGCCCCAACCAGAACGUGCAGCAGGCCGCGGCCGGGGCCCUGCGCAACCUGGUGUUCCGGAGCGCCACCAACAAGCUGGAGACCCGCAGGCAGGGCGGGAUCCGGGAGGCCGUCAGCCUCCUGAGGACCACCCGGAGCACGGAGAUCCAGAAACAGCUGACGGGGCUGCUCUGGAACCUGUCCUCCACGGACGAGCUGAAGGAGGAGCUGAUCUCGGACGCCCUGCCCGUGCUGGCCGACCGCGUCAUCAUCCCCUUCUCCGGCUGGGGCGAUGGCAACAGCAACCUGUCCCGGGAGCUGGUGGACCCUGAGGUCUUCUUCAACGCCACCGGCUGCCUGAGGAACCUCAGCUCGGCCGACGCGGGCCGGCAGACCAUGCGCAACUACGCGGGGCUCAUCGACGCCCUCAUGGCCUACGUCCAGAACUGCGUGGCCGCCAGCCGCUGCGACGACAAGUCCGUGGAGAACUGCAUGUGUGUCCUCCACAACCUCUCGUACCGCCUGGACGCCGAGGUGCCCACCCGCUACCGCCAGCUGGAGUACAACGCCCGCAACGCCUACACCGAGAAGUCCUCCACCGGCUGCUUCAGCAACAAGAGCGACAAGAUGAUGAACAACAACUACGACUGCCCCCUCCCCGAGGAGGAGACCAACCCCAAGGGCAGCAGCUGGCUGUACCACUCGGAUGCCAUCCGCACCUACCUGAACCUCAUGGGCAAGAGCAAGAAGGACGCCACCCUGGAGGCCUGUGCGGGGGCCCUGCAGAACCUGACGGCCAGCAAGGGGCUGAUGUCCAGCGGCAUGAGCCAGCUGAUCGGCCUCAAGGAGAAAGGGCUGCCGCAGAUCGCGCGCCUGCUGCAGUCGGGCAACUCGGACGUGGUGCGCUCCGGCGCCUCCCUGCUGAGCAACAUGUCCCGCCACCCGGCGCUGCACCGAGCCAUGGGGAACCAAGUGUUCCCCGAGGUGACCCGGCUGCUGACCAGCCACACGGGCAACACCAGCAACUCAGAAGACAUCCUGUCCUCGGCCUGCUACACCGUGCGGAACCUGAUGGCUUCGCAGCCGCACGUGGCCAAGCAGUUCUUCUCCAGCAGCAUGAUCAACAACAUCGUCAACCUGUGUCGCAGCAGCGCCUCCCCCAAGGCUGCCGAGGCCGCUCGGCUGCUCCUGUCUGACAUGUGGUCCAGCAAGGAACUGCAGAACAUCCUCCGACAGCAAGGCUUCGACAGGAACAUGCUGGGAGCCUUAGGCGGGGCCAACAGCCUCCGGAACUUCACCUCCCGGUUCUGAGAGGGGCUGCCCGAGCAGGCUUGGCUUGCAGAAAUGACACGACCCCACGGAGACCUCGGCCUGGCCGGAGGGUUGUUCUGCCCACCUGUGCAGUAUUCGGAAAAGUUCAAGCAACCGAGAGCAAAACCUGAAAACUGUGGAAGAUGGAGAGAUUUUUAGAUUCUUUUUUUUCCCCUUGGCAAUGGGGGCUGGGGAGGGUGGGGGGGGGUGCCUUUCUUGAGUUAAGAGCUUUUUCCCAUGUCCAUACUUCCUUUGCUGAGAAAUGGUAUAUAUAUAUAUGUAUAACGUAAGUGUGUGUGCACGCGUGUGUGUGCAUGGGUGCACGUGUGUGUGGGUGCGUGCACGUGUGUGUGUGUGUGUUGUGUGUGUGUGUGUGAGCCUAUGGGCUUGGCCGUGAACCACAGGUGCUAGGCAGCUGUCGAUGCAGCUCAAAGGCGGAGGAGGCUCUCCUGUGUCUUACCCUGUGCUUUGUGGGUGCCCCCGGGCUCCCCCCCAGGGCCCUGCAGGGGGACCGUCCCCCAGGGGCAGCCCUUCCCCCUCUGGAGGCAGCUUGGCAGGAAGGAGGGGGGCUGGGUGUUGAGGCCCGUGGGUCUCAUGGGUCAGUCUGGGUGCCUGACAAGGCCACCGACCCGCAGAGCCACACCUGGUUCGCCCUGUGGGGUCCCUCCUAGGGGAGUGGGGCUCAGGGAGGGGGGAUCCCGUGUCUGUGGGCUCAGCCUGUGAGUGUCAUCCUAGUCUCCAGGGGCAGGCAAGGCACCAGCUGCUGGAGGAAGACGGAAACGCGGGGCUGGGAGCCACGGGCUGGCCAGGGAGUGACCGGCUGUUUGCCCUUCAUCUGCCCUGUGGGGAGGGGCCGGACAGGGGCCAUUUCAAACUCCCGGGAGGUGCCUGGGAGACUCAAGUGAGGGCGGGUGUGGGGUUUGGGACACACGGAGGAACGGCAAAAUAGACCAGCAACGGGACUGUCCCAUCAGGCCGCUGGCAAGCCCACGCCUUGGCCAGAGCCCCCCCGCCCCCAUCUCCCAGCCGGCCGGCCUGACUCCACCCGAAUGAGACAGAAGAGACCCCUCCGGGGGUCCGGCACCCCAAGACCCCACUUCAGGUGCAUUUCAGAUGGGAAACCGCAGGGCCUCCUGGGAAGAGCUGGCUGGACACAGGCCUCCGUGUGCUGUGGCCCGAGCGGACCUCAGGGGCCAGGGGGCCAGGGGCCCAGGUGUUCCUGCCCCAGCCCCCGCCUUGCUGGCCCCCUGUGGGGCCUCAGGCAGAAAGUCCCUGUGGCCCAUGUCCUUCUCUGGGCCCUAGCCCGCGGAGCCUGGCGCGGAGGUGGGACGGCUGGGGUGGCAGCAGCCAGGCUGUGGGAGGGGCCGGGGGUGCUGGGAGCUGUCUGGCGCCCCGUCCCCUGCUCCGUGUUGGUGUGAGAGCUCCGUGCUGGCCUGGCCGGGCCCCGUUCGCCUGUGUGAUACGCUAUGUAUUUGCUUUUUUGAAAUCAAUAAAUUGCUGGCAUUUCUGUGA